Messenger RNA from Trichoderma virens Gv29-8, 4059 nucleotides. RefSeq lists its product as uncharacterized. The transcript has 3 exons. The coding region runs from base 1 to 4059 and encodes 1352 amino acids. Gene Ontology annotation, cellular component: membrane. Lineage: Eukaryota; Fungi; Ascomycota; Sordariomycetes; Hypocreales; Hypocreaceae. The record is from RefSeq and is a predicted model, not a curated record. Gene Ontology annotation, biological process: transmembrane transport. Gene Ontology annotation, molecular function: ATP hydrolysis activity; ABC-type transporter activity; ATP binding.
AUGGUUUCCCAAUCUUCUGGGAAGGCUAUUGAGCAUAUCGGCACUCGCGAUGCCAAUGGUACUUCUAAGCAUCGCGAGAAAUUUACCCACAAUGAAACACCGGAAGACGAUAUUCAACCUAUUCGAGACUCGGAAUCCUCUUAUAGAGCUGUUUUACAAUCACGAAAGCCAAAAGACGCGAGCAAUUGUUUGCCAACCAACCCAAUUGACGCUCAGGGCACUAAGCUUGGAAACGCACAAGAUCCUUAUGGUCACCUCCCACCUCACCAGGCUGACAUCCUCAAGCGCCAGAUCGUCAUUCCGGAGGGUGAUCAUGGAAUCAAAGCCAUCUACCGAUAUGCCACGCGUAACGACGCCAUCAUCAUCAUCGUCUCCUCUCUUUUUGCAAUAGCAUCGGGCGCGGCCAUGCCACUUAUGAACAUCGUUUUCGGUCGCCUUCAAAACACCUUUCAGGGUUAUUCGAAUGGUACAGACGGUGGUCAAACGCUUAAGCACGGCGAUUUUACUAACCAGAUGACCAAGUUCGUCCUCUACUUUGUCUACCUCGCCGUUGGCCAGUUUGUUGCCUCGUUUGUCUGCACCGUGGGCUUCAUCUACACCGGCGAGCACAUUACAGCCAAGAUCCGUGAACGCUACCUUGCGAGCUGCUUGCGCCAAAAUAUCGGGUUCUUCGAUAAAACGGGGACGGGCGAGGUUACAACACGUAUAACUGCUGAAACUAAUCUGAUACAGGAUGGCAUAUCUGAAAAGGUAUCGUUGACUAUUGCCGCGAUCGCCACAUUUAUCACAGCUUUUGUCGUGGGAUUUAUUACGUAUUGGAAGCUCACUCUGAUCUUAUCGUGCGCUCUAUUUGCGCUGCUAUUAAGCACCAGCAUUGGCUCGAGAUUUGUGCUCACGAACAAUAAGAUCUCUCUCGAAUCCUACGCACAAGGCGGUAGCCUCGCCGAAGAGGUUAUUGGCUCUAUUCGCAAUACCAUCGCUUUCGGAACUCAAGACCGAUUAUCUAAGAAAUAUAGCACUUAUCUUGAUAAAGGAGCCAUAUAUGGAUAUAAGAUGCAAAUUUCCAUGGCAUGCAUGUCAGCCAUGAUGUGGUUGAUCCUUUAUCUCACCUACGCACUAGCUUUCUGGCAGGGAAGCAAAUACGUGGUGGACGAGGUCAUUCCGGUAUCCAAGCUUUUAAUCGUCGUGUUCUCCAUCAUUAACGGCUCAUUCUCUCUGGUAAAUGUCUUGCCGUAUGUCCAAGCAUUUACGACGGCUAUUGCGGCCAUGGGAAAUAUUGCGAAUACUAUCAAUCGUUUAUCACCACUCGAUGUGACGAAUAAUGAGGGCAAGACGCUGGACUACGUGGACGGCAACCUUUAUCUAGAGAAUAUCCAGCACAUCUACCCAUCACGUCCCGAAAUACUAGUCAUGGACAACGUGACCCUCGAGAUUCCAGCUGGCAAGAUCACAGCUUUAGUCGGCGCUUCAGGCUCAGGCAAGAGCACAAUUUUCGGUCUGAUUGAACGUUUUUAUGAACCAAUUAGCGGCGUUAUAUACCUCGAUGGUUAUGAUAUCAGUCAGCUGAACUUGAGAUGGCUUCGUCAACAAGUGGCUCUAGUCAACCAGGACCCUACACUCUUUAGUACCUCUAUCUAUCACAACAUCCGCUACGGUCUUAUUGGCACAAAGUUCGAAUAUGAAUCUGAAAUCAAGCAAAGAGAGCUUAUUAUAGAAGCAGCCAAAAAGGCAAAUGCGCAUGACUUUGUGACUGGUCUUCCCCAAGGUUAUGAGACCAAGGUGGGCGAGAAGGGCUUUCUCCUUUCUGGUGGCCAAAAGCAACGCAUUGCGAUUGCCAGAGCGAUUGUAUCGGACCCAAAAAUUCUGUUACUUGACGAGGCCACCUCUGCGCUCGAUACGAAAUCCGAGAGUGCUGUACAGAUCGCCCUCAAGGCCGCCGCGGAGGGACGUACUACUAUUUGCAUUGCUCACCGUCUUUCUACUAUCAAAGGCGCUCAUAAUAUCGUCGUCAUGUCUCAGGGUCGUGUCGUCGAGCAGGGCACUCAUGAUCAUCUACUCAAUAAGAAAGGGCCGUAUUAUGAUCUAGUAAUGGCACAAAGUAUAUCCAAGGCCGAUGAUGUGACGGAAGAUGGUGAAGAGUCUCUGAAUGAAAAAGAGGAGCAACUUAUUCGCAGUAUGCCAAAAGGCCGCGGGGAGGAUGUCAGAGUUCAUCUUAAAGAGUCGGUCGGGUCUGAAGCUUCACAAACGGCAAAUUCAACCUAUGGGGAAAACACGGCUUACAGCCUAUGGACAUUAAUAACCUUGAUAAGGUCAUUCAAUCAUCCAGAAUGGAAGGCUAUGCUUCUCGGCAUUUUUUCUUCGAUUCUCUGCGGCGCAGGUUUCCCCCUCAUGUCAGUAUUCUUUUCCAAGCAGAUUUCCACAUUAUCUCGCCCUAUCAAUGAUCAAACCCGCCAUACAAUAAAAAAGGACUCCGACUUCUGGAGUGCCAUGCUCUUGAUGAUUGCCGUUGUUGAGUUUAUAGCAUAUGCAAUAAACGGCUCCGCGUUCGCAUUAUGCUCUGAGAGACUGAUCCGGCGGGUAAGGGAACGUUCGUUUCGUACUAUACUGCGGCAAGAUGUUGCCUUUUUCGACAGAGAUGAGAAUACCUCUGGGGCUCUAACAGCGUUCUUGUCUACCGAGACAACGCAUGUGGCCGGCCUGAGCGGCGUUACACUAGGGACUCUGAUAUCGAUGACCUCAACCCUUCUUAUUGGUAUCGUUAUGUCUGUAGCUAUCGGUUGGAAGUUGUCUCUGGUUUGCCUAUCUACUAUGCCUGCUCUUCUCGCCUGCGGGUGGUAUCGGUUUUGGAUACUAGCCCAAUUCCAGCAGCGCUCAAUAUCUGCAUAUGCCUCAUCAGCCUCCAUUGCAUCUGAGGCAAUAUCCUCCAUACGCACUGUCGCUGCCCUUACACGCGAGCAUGAGGUGUUGCAUGAAUAUAGAGAAGCACUUAUGGCACAGCAGCAUAGGAGCCUUAUAUCAGUCCUUAAGUCGAGUGUUCUCUUUGCGGCAUCACAGAGUUUAAUAUUCCUCUGCCUUGCCCUGGGUUUCUGGUAUGGCGGUACCCUGAUCGGUAAGGGCGAGUACGACCAGUUUCAAUUCUUCCUCUGUCUCCCUGCCGUCAUAUUCGGAUCCCAAUCGGCUGGAACUAUCUUCUCCUUUGCGCCAAAUAUGAGUAACGCACAUCGGGCUGCCACGGAACUCAAGAGGUUAUUUGACCGACAGCCGACAAUCGAUACGUGGUCAUGCAGAGGAGAACGCCUUGGAACGAUUGAAGGCGAAAUUGAAUUCCGUCAGGUAUAUUUCCGCUACCCAGAGCGACUAGAGCAAUCAGUACUUCGUGGGCUCAGUAUUUUUAUCAGACCCGGUCAAUACAUCGCUCUUGUGGGGAGUUCCGGUUGCGGUAAAAGCACAGCAAUCAGCCUCUUGGAAAGAUUCUACGACCCUCUUGCUGGGGAGAUUUAUGUUGAUGGUAGGGAUAUUAGUACCCUAAAUAUCACGGAUUACCGAUCCUUUAUCUCUUUGGUAAGCCAAGAGCCGACGCUUUACCAGGGCACAAUCAAGGACAACAUCACCUUAGGCAGCCCUAGUGGCGACGUAUCAGACGAAGCGAUCGAAUUCGCCUGCCGUGAAGCCAAUAUCUACGAUUUCAUCGUAUCACUACCAGAUGGAUUCAACACAAUUGUCGGAAGUAAAGGCGCGCUACUCUCUGGCGGCCAAAAGCAGCGUAUUGCCAUUGCUCGCGCUUUGAUUCGCGAUCCCAAAAUCCUGCUAUUAGACGAAGCGACAUCAGCUUUGGACUCUGAAUCUGAGCAAAUAGUGCAAGCAGCACUAGACAAGGCGGCCAAGGGUCGAACGACUAUCGCAGUGGCUCAUCGGCUAAGUACUAUACAGAAAGCCGAUCGUAUCUAUGUAUUUGACAUGGGUAAGAUCGUGGAAGAGGGGACGCAUGCCGAUUUAAUGAAGAAGCGUGGCAGAUAUGCCGAGCUUGUUAACCUGCAAAGCCUUGCUGGGGAUGCUUAG